Molecule: messenger RNA, 3798 nt
Organism: Dendronephthya gigantea
Lineage: Eukaryota; Metazoa; Cnidaria; Anthozoa; Malacalcyonacea; Nephtheidae
Product: zinc finger protein GLI4-like
Exons: 6
Coding region: 264-3626 (1120 amino acids)
Biological process (GO): regulation of transcription by RNA polymerase II
Cellular component (GO): nucleus
Molecular function (GO): RNA polymerase II cis-regulatory region sequence-specific DNA binding; DNA-binding transcription factor activity, RNA polymerase II-specific
Source: RefSeq, a predicted model, not a curated record
UUGAGACAAUCAGACAAAUUCUUGUUCAUAAUUUGUCUCUCCUAGUGGAGUUACUAUUACCGGCAUAAACCAUCCCUUGCUCUUUUCGAUGUCUUUCUGGAUUUCUACCAUCAACGAAUCAUAUUAGGAAUUGGUUUUGGCAAAGAUAGUAACAGCGCAGAGAAAAUAAACAGUUCAGGGUAUAUUACGAAUGACUUUACUUCAUCUCAAAGUUGUAAUAUCUCACCAAAAAGACGAAUAGGGACUUUAUUUAAAGUUAAACAAUGUCAGACAAAAGACAAGGAUAUCGACAAAUUGUGGAUACCUCUCGCGUAUCGUCGACAACUGAUGUGGGAAUGGAACAACGACAGCGGUUGUUUCCACGUUCUCCAGCCCUACAAAAAUCUCACACAGGAAGUUUAGAACGUGUUGAUGAAGAACCAAGCACUAUUGCGGAUUCCUCGACUGACCACAAAUAUAAAGCAGAAGAAAUGUUUCACAGUCAUCAUGGAGAGCAAACACAUUAUGCGCAUGACGGACGUUUUAAAAAACCAGCGCAACAAGGAUACUUUCGUUUCCCUGAGACGCCACCAUAUUAUGAAAAUAGAUACGCUUGUGGGAAUUCCAUGUGUAGAGAAGCUCACUAUUGUUAUGAACAUCAUAUGAACUCAUCAAUUCCUAUGCCGCCCAGUCCAUACAAUUGUCAUCCUAACAUUAUGCGCCCAGUUUGUCGAACAUCGCCUUUAUUUAUGAACCCAAAUCACAUAAAAAGUGCUGAACUACUACGACCAAAACCUGAAUGGCCAACGAGUUAUCGAACGACAAAUACACCAUCAACCCCGGCGCAAUUUUUAGCUUCCCUAUCUAACAAAGACAAUAAUAGUAUCCCUCCCUCAACAGCUACUUCGUUGCGAUCGAGUAAUUUAGACAAUUUUAUGCAUCCUUCAACCUUCCCAAGUCCUAGACAAUCAGCGCGUUUAGCGCGGAAACGGGCGAUGUCAUCUUCACCACUCUCUAUCGAUUCAAUCGAUAUUAACAGCUUAAUUCGUACAUCCCCAGACUCGUUAAUUGCCUAUAUCAAUGCACCAAGGCUUUCGUCUGCCGGUUCAUAUGGACAUCUUAGCGCAAAUGGUAUAAGCCCUUCACCUAAACCACCCCGUUCCUCCUCAAUGCGGUCACCAUUAAUUAGUUGCUGGCAGUCCACGUCGACUGGUAAAAGUACAAAGCCACAAUUCAACCAUGCAAAGCCGAGCUCUGAGGAAACGGCGCAAACGAUUAAGAAAGAAAUAUCGACGGAAAGGCAAAUAAAGAGAGAAGAGGAAAGCAUGAUGGUGGAUGGUGAAGAAAACAAAUUGCCUGCUGUCAGUUCACCAGCGGAAACGGAUAAGCGCGAGUCAGACGCUGAGAAUGAGGAGAAUAAUGAAACAGCAGGAAAAGAUGAAAAUAAUAAUGAAUUCUUAUGCUUAUGGAAGGAUUGUAAUAUUCUGUUUCAAACACAAGAUGAACUAGUAAAACAUGUGAACACUGAUCACAUCAAGAAAGAAAGACGAGAUUUUACAUGUCAUUGGGUAGAUUGUCAGCGAGAACAAAAGCCAUUCAAGGCCCAGUAUAUGUUGGUUGUUCACAUGAGAAGACAUACCGGAGAGAAGCCAAAUAAAUGUACAUACAAAGGCUGCAAUAAAGCUUAUUCCAGAUUGGAGAACCUAAAAACACAUGAAAGAUCUCAUACUGGCGAAAGACCGUAUGUGUGUGAAUUUGAAAACUGUAGUAAGGCCUUUACCAACGCCUCUGAUCGUGCUAAGCAUCAAAACAGAACUCAUUCCUCCGUGAAACCAUACGUAUGUACAGUUGCGGGUUGCACCAAGCGAUACACAGAUCCAAGCUCUCUCAGAAAACAUAAGAAGACGUGCCACCCAGAACAUUUCGCUGGGGCGAAAAAGCCGAAAGUCGACGAAGGUAAAGGUAAACCCGGCAAUGAUGCUACGAAAAGCAAUACGUCAUCAAAACCCACUGCGAAUAAUUCAAAGGGAAAACAAAAUCAUACCUCGAAUAACAACAGCAACCAAAAUGGAGAUCCAUCCAGUCCUGGCGGAAGAGAUCAGAAAGAGAGCGGACAAGGGAAGAAUAUAUCAAAUCUGCCACGUGGUGACUUUUCCCCACAGAGCUUCACUGGAGAUUUAACCUCAUCGUCUAGCUGUAUAGACAGCCCACAUUCAGCAAAUAUUGUAUGGGACGAACAUGAAGAAAACACUACGAUUCCCCAAAGUAGGCCAAACAACAAUCAAAAUAAGAAGAGUGUUUCCCCUAAAUCACCCCAGGCGGUGGUUCCUUAUCCGUUUCAAGAUAUUUCAGGCCCUCCACAAGAGGUGGGAGGGGAAGUCCUUGUUGAAACUCCAGUCGUGCCUAACCAAUUCUCUCUUCCAACUAUCAAUAAACAGAAUGAAGUUGGUAAGUGGAUUGAAGAUGUCACCCAGAGAAUGAGCCAUGUUGGUCGAUAUCCCAACGACUUGAGGGAAAAUCUCCAAGUUGAUAACAGUAGCCGACGUUCGAGCGAGAGUGGCGUGUCUUCAUACAUCAGUAGUCGACGUUCAAGCGAGAUGAGUACGCUUACUAGACCACCACACGGUGCAGUUCCACCACUAGUUGAAGAGACACUAGAAAGCAUGUAUCCACCCAACAAACAAGCAAGUGAUGCCCAUCAGAUGCAACAACAACUACCAAAACUGAAACAAUGGAGCAAUAAUCCUAGACGCCACGAAUAUUUCGAUGACGUGGUCAGACCAUCACCUAUACCACCAGACACCUUCCAUGCUGAUCAAAGACGGUCUAGCAGUGGAUACGGCAGCCAUCAUAACCUAGCUGUGAUUCGAAGCCCUGUUUUUCAUAAAGUACCCAUUCAGAACCCCAAUGAUCCAGCGCCUAAUAGAAGAAUGAGCGAUAGUAUAAUAUGUGAAGCCGAUAGUUCAAACCGAUAUUUACCUCUACGCAACAACAUAGGACCGAGACGAAGCAGUGAGCCCGCAACUCAUUAUUACUCUAAUGAAUUCCACCCGCAACAUUAUCCGCAAAGGAGACCAAACCCUCCACCCAUGCCUGAUAUUACAUACAGACAACCAAAUAUGAUCAACAACCAAAGGUACCCACCCCGUCCUCAACCUCUAGAUAGAGGACAAAAGCUAUCACAUUACCCAUACUCAAUGGAGACACCUGGCAACCAGGAUUACCUUUACCCACCCCACCCUCCCACUCAACCUCAAGGGCCUAGGGCCCAGCAACAAAAAGGUUUAUGGCAAUAUGAACAACAUAUUAACCAGCAAUUACUCCAGGCAAGAGACCAGCAAGAACCAAACAACUGUAUUCCUGGUCAAGCGUAUUCCAAUGAACGAGUUAUGAAUGGGCAGGUCCCGGCGAACAAUGGUCGAGCUAUGAAUGGACCAGGCAAUGAAGGCUCGUAUGAGUCGAUGCUAAAUGGUAUAAGUAAUCUAAACACGAAUGAAGUUGUAGAAGAAUCUGUUUUACAAAAUAGUCCGUCCAACAUGGUAGUAAAUGAUAUGAACACUUUAUUGAAUUCCUUGAUAGAAGAAGAUAGAUAUUUGGAAAAGACUCAAGAACAUGGCAAUAUGUCCGCCCUCUCGCAUAUAUUUUAAAACAUCCUUUUCCAGGAAAUCUAUUGACAACGUUUUAAAUAAGCAGAUUUUGCGGCCACGGGUCAUUUGACGCCAAAACUGACAGUUAGGUUACAGUUAUCUCAGAAGAGUUUUUGAAAUAUUGCGAAUGAAUAAACCGUUGUAAGAAAACACUCGAUACAACAGGACCUUA